This is a messenger RNA of Uranotaenia lowii, 3160 nucleotides long. RefSeq names its product peptidyl-prolyl cis-trans isomerase 1-like. Bases 1 to 915 code for a protein of 304 amino acids. The record is from RefSeq and is a predicted model, not a curated record. The transcript has 2 exons. NCBI's taxonomy places the organism in Eukaryota, Metazoa, Arthropoda, Insecta, Diptera, Culicidae.
AUGUGGAAGAAAUCAGAAGAAAUCGGAAGCAAUCAGAAAAAAUCAGAAGAAAUCAGAAGAAAUCAGAAGAAAUCAGAAGAAAUCAGAAGAAAUCAGAAAAAAAUCAAAAGAAAUCAGAAGAAAUCAGAAGAAAUCAGAAGAAAUCAGAAGAAAUCAGAAGAAAUCAGAAGAAAUCAGAAGAAAUCAGAAGAAAUCAGAAGAAAUCAGAAGAAAUCAGAAGAAAUCAGAAGAAAUCAGAAGAAAUCAGAAGAAAACAGAAGAAAUCAGAAGAAAUCAGAAGAAAUCAGAAGAAAUCAGAAGAAAUCAGAAGAAUUUAGAAGAAAUCAGAAGAAAUCAGAAGAAUUUAGAAGAAAUCAGAAGAAAUCAGAAGAAAUCAGAAGAAAUCAGAAGAAAUCAGAAGAAAUCAGAAGAAAUCAGAAGAAAUCAGAGGAAAUCAGAAGGAAUCAGAAGACAUCAGAAGAAAUCAGAAGAAACCAGAAAAAAUCAGAGGAAAUCAGAAGGAAUCAGAAGAAAUCAGAAGAAAUCAGAAGAAAUCAGAAGAAAUCAGAAGAAAUCAGAAGAAAUCAGAAGAAAUCAGAAGAAAUCAGAAGAAAUCAGAAGAAAUCAGAAGAAAUCAGAAGAAAUCAGAAGAAAUCAGAAGAAAUCAGAAGAAAUCAGAAGAAAUCAGAAGAAAUCAGAAGAAAUCAGAAGAAAUCAGAAGAAAUCAGAAGAAAUCAGAAGAAAUCAGAAAUCGGAAAUCGGAAAUCGGAAAUCGGAAAUCGGAAAUCGGAAAUCGGAUAUCGGAAAUCAGAAUUUGGAAUUCGGAAAUCGGAAAUCGGAAAUCAGAAAUCGGAAAUUGGAAAUCGGAAAUCGGAAAUCGGAAAUCAGAAAAUCAGGAAAUCAGAAAAUCAGAAAAUUAGAAAAUCAGAAAAUUAGAAAAUCAGAAAAUCAGAAAUUCAGAAAAUCAGAAAAUCAAAAAAUCAGAAAUCAGAAAUCAGAAAUCAGAAACCAGAAAUCAGAAAUCAGAAAUCAGAAAUCAGAAAUCAGAAAUCAGAAAUCAGAAAUCAGAAAUCAGAAAUCAGAAAUCAGAAAUCAGAAAUCAGAAAUCAGAAAUCAGAAAUCAGAAAUCAGAAGUCGGAAAUCAGAAAUCAGAAAUAAGAAAUCAGAAAUCGGAAAGCGGAAAUCGGAAAUAAGAAAUCAGAAAAAAGAAAUCUGCAAUCAGAACUUUGAAAGAUAAGAUUGGAAAAUCAAAAUUUGUUUAUCGGAAAGCCGAAAUUUGAAACCGUAAAUCUGAAAUUGGAAAUUGGUGAACGGAAAUCAGAAAUUGGAAUUUGGAAAACGGAGAUCGUUAAUUGGAAAUUGAAUUCCGGAAAACGAUAAUCUAAAAGAAGAUUUCAGAAAUAAAAUAUCAGAAUUUGGAAAUCAGAGAUCGGAGUUUGGAAAUCAUAGCUCAGAAAUCGGGAAUAUGAUAUUGAAAUUUAAAAAUUUAGAAAUUGAGUUGAAAUUUUACAAUUGGAAAGUGGAAACUGAAAAUUGGAAAUUGGAAAUUGAUAAACGGAAAUCGAAAAUUGCAAAUUGAAAAACGGAAAUCAUGAAUUGGAAAUUUAAAAUCGAAAAUCAAAAGUUAUGAGAGACAAGAAUUCGAAAAGAGAAAUCUUGAAUUUGAAUUUAAAGUUCUAAAGUCUGUAUCUGGAAUCUCAAAUCAAAAAUCAGAUAUCUGAAAUCUGAGAAAUUUAUCGUGUACCUGCUUUCUUAAAAAAAAAUUAAUUAUAAAUCAAAUUUUCGAUUCAAAACAUUCAAAGUUUAUUUUACAGAAUUGACAAGGGCUCAAAAUCACUUCUUUUCCACAAAUAGUUGGCAUAAAAUUGAUGUAGUUAGUCUAUUGAGAGAAGAAUUUCGAAGUAUUUUUGCAAGAAAAUGGAAACUUUUUGUAUUUUGACAAUUCAAAAUAAACUUGUGAAAAACGUUAACAUCCUUUCUGGAUUUUAUCGAUUUACUUUGCAUGAGUUUAAAUAUUAUUAUAUAAAAUAUUGAAUCAUUAUCUCAGUUUAUCACAUUUAUUUGACAAAUCUUAUCCCAGCCAAUAAGAUUGAAGAGUAUUUUAUAUUCUAUUGCAUAGUUUUAGGCGAUUUAACUAAAUCGCCUACAGAUAUGCAACAAAAUUUAUUAUUCAUUCAUUUCAUGAUAAAAAAAAUAGCGAAAUAUUCCUAAAAAUAACGAUUUUUAAGUGGAUAUCAAGUCUAUCACAUUCACCUGCUGAAACACGAAGCAUACAACUUUGUUUAUUAAAGAAAAAAAUCUGUUAAGCUGGCAGUUUAGAGAAUAAAUUAAAAGUAGCAUAAAUAACAUAUCUAAGACAGCACAUGCACUCGUAAAUGUUUGCACGCGCAAUGAUCGAUGUGACAAAGGAAAGAAAUUUUAGGAUGUUAAAGUUUUUUAAUUUAGCAAUUGCUGAAAGCAAAACGAAGACUUUUCCAAUUAACUGUCAAUUUUUCGCGAUAGAUGUUGUACCGAAUGCAAUGUAAAAGAAAAUUAAAGAGAUAUGUAAAUGUUAGGAAUUAUUUGGUUAAGAUUAAUGUUUAUUUCAAACCAAUUCAAAACAAUAUGCUAGAAUCACCAAAAUCAUCAGAAAAAAAUAAACAAAAUUUAAACAAAAGCAAAUUUUCGAAACUUCCUCUAGCAAGUCAGGAAGUAAGAAAAAUUUGCAGGAGAGAAAAGUACACACAAAUAGCAUUUAUAUUGGCGGAGUGAAAAGUGCUUAGAAUUGGGCACUUCUAGGAAAAGUGUGAAUCCGGAAUUUUAAUCAGGUAAACCGAUGUGGACCCCUCCAUUCGAGUGUCAGGAAUCGAGGGGUCUUAACCGGUUGUAGCUGGGAAUUCCUUGAAAGGUAUUCAGGACGAUUGACAAAUUCUAUCAGUAUAUACACCUAACAACAAUCUUAUGCGCAGUUAGAUAAGCUCGAUGUUGAAUGUUUCACCAAAAGCUCUAAGUAUAAUCUCUACUGAAAAGGUAUUUUAUAGGCAUUUAAGAUGAUAUUAGUAUAUACACAAACACAUUAGAAGGUUGAGCCAACCUUCAGCUGAUGUUACAAGACAUAUCGAUAUCAACCCAACAAGUUUGAGUCUUCUGAUCCCUUUUUGGAAUCUUAUUGUUCAUCAACUGAAAAAAAACCAGAAAACAA